This is a messenger RNA of Morchella sextelata, 2217 nucleotides long. RefSeq lists its product as uncharacterized. The coding region runs from base 1 to 2217 and encodes 738 amino acids. The transcript has a single exon. The record is from RefSeq and is a predicted model, not a curated record. Lineage: Eukaryota; Fungi; Ascomycota; Pezizomycetes; Pezizales; Morchellaceae.
AUGCAAUGUGCCCACGAAAUCAAUUACAUAUCCGCCUCAUGGCUAGGCCCUAAACCUUCCAAUUCCGAAGGACCCGAAAAAACCCAUCAACUUCCCGAAGAAAUCUAUGAAGCCAGGCUCAAAGAACUCGACAUCUUAUAUGAAGGAAAGGACCCGGUCCUGACCCGUGCGGCAGACUACCAGUGCUGCAUGACCCUCGGUCAGUUGAAAGCCGUGCUGGGAGCAUCCAUGGACGCAAGCAAGCUAGUCGAGGAAUUGGUCGAGAAAAAAGGCGCGAAAAGACUCGUCAUAAGCAGCAAAAACCUUCCCGAAAUUUUUGCGGGUUGGGUUAAUACCAUCAAGGGUCUCAAGGAGCCGGAGCGUGAUAUACGACUUAAGACUGCUGCUGGUGCUGCACGCCACACGAGGACGUUCCUCAAGAGAUACCUUGUGAACGGCGACACCAACGUAUUUAUACACCCCGACUCCAAGCCCGGGGAGUUCGAGAGUAUCAUUGCUGUCAUUGCAAUGAUAGCAGAGAGCAUUGAGAUCAUGCAGAGUCAAUAUAGAACGGGGAAGCUAGCUACUGGUGUGAAGCCUUUCAAGUCACGAUUUGUCCUCGAAACCUGUACGGCCUACAAAAAGGAGAUGAUUGCAAAAGGGUGGUGCCCUUUUGUACUUCGUAAACUUGAAAGUAUGACUGCGGUGGUAUACGCCAUGAACCACAAACCGGUACCUUCACUCAAUGGCCAUCAAAAUUGCACUGAACUACGUUGCGAGGGUAACGUGGUCAGAGGGGACACUUCUGCUGAGCAUUACCCCCGGGACUGUUGUUGUGGGAAUAUAAAGCCUCCAUUUAAGGAGGUACUUCAAUCUCUUGAUCUGAAAACAGAGAGUAUUCCUGUCUUGAAACUCCAUCCAGCAGCCAAUAAUGGGAACGAAGACCGCUUGAAAGUUGGGAAAAUCACGAAAGAUUCGAAAGACAUUUACGUUGCGGUUUCUCAUGUAUGGUCGGAUGGGCUUCGAGGCACCACGAAAGACGGAUUACCGACAUGUCAGCUCGAAAGAAUUGACAAAAUGGUUCGUGAGAUCGCACCUGAGGGGGACGGUGCGUUCUGGGUGGAUGCAAUUUGUAUCCCCGAUGACAAGAGAGAAGAAGGAAUCCGAUUGAUGGGGAAAACAUAUAAAGGGGCAGCAAAGGUUUUGGUAAUCGACGCCGGAAUACGUGGAUUAUCCACGAAGGCACCACACGAAAAAAAGCUGCUGCGGAUUUUGACGUCAGUUUGGAUGCAGAGACUUUGGACUCUACAGGAAGCAAUCUAUGCUAAAGAAAUGGUUUUCGAAUUUCGCGACGGACUCGUACCAGCCUCUGAAAUACUUCCUGAAAAGAUGACUUCUCUCCAGGGUCACCUAGCUAUCGACUUGUACCAACUGAAAAUGCAUAUGCCGGGUGCCAACCCUUACAGCAACAUUUGGGAUAUUUCUCGAGCGCUUGCCACAAGAGCUGCUGGUAGAGUAGAUGAUGAGACUCUUGCAGUUAUCGACCUGAUCCAUGACAAGGAAAUCAGCUCCUACGAAUUGGCGAAUAUCAAAUACCCCGAUUCAGAUAUACUUGCUGGAACACCCAAAAGACAGGCUCAGACGAUAAAGUCUUUCUGGGAAGCCAAACAGAGAAUGAAAACCUUUUUGAUGAAGAUUCCCGAACUUCCUAGGAAUACUCCUUUCUUGAUAGGUCCAAAACUCCAAGACCCUGGUUUCCGCUGGGCGCCAGAGUCAUUCAUGACAACACAGGGAGUAAUGGAGGAUAUAACUCCGACGAAAGAACAUGUUACGGCUACAAAAGAUGGGCUCGAGUGUAAUCUCAUGUGCUUCGAAUUUGAGGAGACUACUAUAAAAACCUCAGAGCCGAGGGGGGAUGAGAAGAAGAAACGGUGGUUAUUCCAAGCCAAGGAUGUCAAUGAAAAAGAUGUCUUCUAUGAGAUGCUGAUUAAGACAUCGGAUGCUCCAUUCUCCUGCAAUACUUUCAUGAUACCUUAUACACUUAACCCCGGGGAUAAGGCCUACUGCAUUGUUGGGAUGUUGGAGAAGGGUACUGGGAAGGAGAACGCCUGUGAAAACGGUUCAACGAGGUAUAAUUGCAGAUACAAAGGAUUAAUCACUCUAUUAGCCUUGAGAAAACCCCCGACAGAUGGACUCAUCAAAGCGGCCAGCGCCAAACUCAACUUGUGUCUGACGUGA